UAGAUUCUCCAGCACUCUUCGCCAGCUAAAAGUGUUGUUUAGCGGGAAAUGCUACUUGGCCGGGUAACCACACAGCGAAGCUCAAAUAAUCGCUUGCAGCACAUAACCACCCACGUGUUCUCUUCUCCCAACAUUUCAACGCCUCAAAUCUCUAUUCCCUUGUUCUCACACACCCGACCCUCAAGCUUCGAAGCCAUAUCACGAAAUCCGAAACGUCCAAUGGCGACUUUAAGCCAAUCUUCCCCUCUGCCGCCAGCUUCUCAAGCGCCCGACUGGGACUCUUUCUGGGCAGGCAAAAAUACAACCUGGGAUCGUGGAGGCUCCAAUCCCGCAUUCAUGGAUUUCCUGCGCGCACCAUCUAACCCUCCACUUUCAUCCGACGCCAAUCCUACGCCUGGUGCGCCGGAACCGGGUGUCUAUGAACACACGGAGGAGGUGCGAUUGCCGGUACCGGUCAAAGAGGAUGGUACUAGGCGGAAGGCGCUGGUACCUGGGUGUGGGACGGGGUACGAUGUAGCGCUGCUGGCGAGUUGGGGGUAUGACGCGUAUGGUUUGGAAAUCUCAAAGCAUGCGGUUGAUGAGGCGAAUGCGUAUUUAAAGCAUUCGAGGGAAAGAGUGUCAGAAGGGGAGUAUAGUGUCAAGGACGAGAAGAUUGGGCAGGGUAGCGUGCAGUGUUUACUGGGAGAUUUUUUCGACGAUGCGUGGGUGCGCGAAGCUGGCAGUGUAGAAGCAUUCGACCUCAUCUAUGACCAUACGUUCUUGUGUGCCCUUCCGCCAUCACUCCGUCCACGCUGGGCAGCACGAACAAAGUCUUUACUUUCCCCUACCGGUAUCCUCGUCUGCAUGGAAUUUCCCACGCACAAACCUGCAUCUGCGGGUGGCCCGCCAUGGUCGCUCCCGCCUACCGUUCAUGUGGAGCUGCUCAAGCGACCAGGAGAGGAACUGACAUAUGACUACAAUGGUGUGGUAGCCACCACGGGUAGAGACGAGAGCGAAGAUGCUCUGGUGCGGAUUGCACACUGGACGCCGAAGAGGUCACAUACUAUAGUAGAAGGUAUCGUCAGAUGCUGUGUAAGCGUGUGGCGGCACAAGAGAUAGGCUUAGACUCUAUUAAAGCCGCAUCCUAAGCUA
Alternaria alternata is the source of this 1131-nucleotide messenger RNA. RefSeq names its product S-adenosyl-L-methionine-dependent methyltransferase. Bases 220 to 1098 code for a protein of 292 amino acids. The record is from RefSeq and is a predicted model, not a curated record. The transcript is spliced from 2 exons. Lineage: Eukaryota; Fungi; Ascomycota; Dothideomycetes; Pleosporales; Pleosporaceae. Gene Ontology annotation, molecular function: thiopurine S-methyltransferase activity.